Molecule: messenger RNA, 327 nt
Organism: Geodia barretti
Lineage: Eukaryota; Metazoa; Porifera; Demospongiae; Tetractinellida; Geodiidae
Source: the annotation of a GenBank genome assembly
AGACUCCAGAAACCUACCAAUGCUGCAUGCUCUCAGGAAAUCCAUGCUCUGAUGAGUGACUGUUGGACUGAGGAUCCAAAUGGACGUCCCAGUUUCUUCCACUUGGUGUCUACCAUCUCUGAUAGACUAGAAAGUAUUGCUGGUUACCUAGACGUUGGCUCUAUGUUGCUCUCUGUUGGAAGGUCAGGGAUAUUGGAAUAUGACCACCUGAGCCCAGGACAGAUGGAGAUGGAGAAUGAGCAUCUCAACCCAGUGGUGAUUAUUUCAGAUGAAGAUGCCAAUUGAUAUUGAACUGGAUCUGAAUGCUAAUGAGAUCAUUGCACAUAC